AUGAUUUCCAAAAGAGAAAAAAAGAAGGCGAUUGUUGGGAAAGAGGAGAAAAGGAAGGAGGGAAAAGCGACAGCGGUCAGUGAAGAGGAGAUGGAGGAGGACGAGACGGAGAAAGGUGAAGGGAAGGAAAAGGUCGGAGAGAAGGAGGAAGAGGAGGAAAAGGAGCAUGAAAGUGAGAUAAAAGAGGAAUCGCUGCAAGGAGCCAGAAGGAAGAUCAUCAUUUUGCCAGGGAGGUACUAUAAGAAGGACCACGAUGAGGCUCAGGCAAAGUCCCGAAAACAUGGCAGAGGCAAGAGGAGGACUAGGCGACUGUUGAGUGAGAGGGAGAUCUCGGAUCUAGUACUCGAGCACAUGGAGAGCGAAGACAAAGCAGCACUGGAGGCCCACAUCCCGGCUCUAGACUACAGACCAGACAUACCGUCAGAGAGACCUGUGGAGAGAGUCGACGAGUAUUUCGCCAAACACAGAAUCAUGGAACUUUGCAACGUGAGUGGGUUCAGGGAAAAAAAAGAUGUAUGCCAUUUAGUGAUCUUAUUCGUAUCUGGUAAUCAUUGA
Aplysia californica (California sea hare) is the source of this 555-nucleotide messenger RNA. RefSeq names its product cilia- and flagella-associated protein 251. The coding region runs from base 1 to 555 and encodes 184 amino acids. The transcript has 4 exons. The record is from RefSeq and is a predicted model, not a curated record. NCBI's taxonomy places the organism in Eukaryota, Metazoa, Mollusca, Gastropoda, Aplysiida, Aplysiidae.